This is a messenger RNA of Bombina bombina (fire-bellied toad), 1084 nucleotides long. It is a transcript of the gene HOGA1, whose product is annotated as 4-hydroxy-2-oxoglutarate aldolase 1. Gene Ontology annotation, molecular function: N-acetylneuraminate lyase activity; 4-hydroxy-tetrahydrodipicolinate synthase activity. Gene Ontology annotation, biological process: N-acetylneuraminate catabolic process. The transcript is spliced from 7 exons. Lineage: Eukaryota; Metazoa; Chordata; Amphibia; Anura; Bombinatoridae. Bases 67 to 1053 code for a protein of 328 amino acids. The record is from RefSeq and is a predicted model, not a curated record.
AUAUUAACUGCAGGAGCUCCCCUCUCCGGCUCAGACAGCUGUGGCUGGGCAGUCGGAGCAGCAAACAUGUUGGUCGGUGUGUUCCCUGCCUGCAUGCGGGCUCAGAGCUGGGCUAGGCCUCUCUGUAGAAGCCUCAGUCAGCCCUCUAAGCAGCACGAUCUGAACAUUGCUGGGAUUUACCCGCCCAUCUCAACUCCUUUUAAUAAAAGCGGGGAGGUAGAUUAUGACAGGCUGAGAGAAAACCUUCGCAAAUACUGCAAUAUCCCUUUCCGUGGAUUCGUAGUCCAAGGAUCAAAUGGUGAAUAUGCUUACUUGACUAGGGAGGAAAGACUGGAAGUAGUACGCAGAGUUCGACAGGAAGUGCCAAGGGAGAAGCUUCUUAUCGCUGGUUCAGGAUGUGAAUCUACUCAAGCUACAAUUGAGAUGACUCUAGAAAUGGCUGAAUCUGGAGCAGACGCAGUCCUUGUGGUGACACCAUCAUAUUAUCGUGGCAGAAUGACCAGUACUGCUCUUAUUCAUCACUUCACUAAGGUGGCAGAUUCGUCGCCUGUUCCGGUGGUUUUAUACAGUGUGCCAGCAAACACUGGGCUGGAUCUACCCGUUGAGGCUGUAGUUUCUCUGGCUAAACACCCUAACAUUAUCGGUCUCAAGGACAGUGGAGGAGAUAUUACUCGUAUAGGUCUCAUCAUUCAUAAGACCCAGCGACUAGGAUUUAAAGUACUGUCUGGGUCGGCCGGCUUCCUGCUGGCAGGAUAUUCUGUAGGUGCAGUUGGAGGCGUAUGUGCACUUGCUAAUGUCUUGGGAGCACAGGUGUGUGAACUGGAAAGGCUCUGUCUGAAUUCUCAGUGGCAAGAAGCAAAACAAUUACAGCAUCGGCUCAUAGAACCUAAUGCUGCUGUGACACGCAAGUAUGGAAUUCCUGGCUUGAAGCGGGCCAUGGACUGGUUUGGUUAUUAUGGAGGACCGUGCCGUUCUCCUCUUCUCCCACUAAAUGAACAAGAGUUAAAGGAAUUAAGGGAUGAUUUUGCAAUGAAUGGCUGGCUUUGGAAGUAGGAAUAAAGUUGACACGUUGUUAAACCCCUCA